This is a messenger RNA of Sitophilus oryzae (rice weevil), 1129 nucleotides long. RefSeq lists its product as uncharacterized. Lineage: Eukaryota; Metazoa; Arthropoda; Insecta; Coleoptera; Curculionidae. Gene Ontology annotation, biological process: neuropeptide signaling pathway. Gene Ontology annotation, molecular function: neuropeptide receptor activity. The coding region runs from base 1 to 735 and encodes 244 amino acids. Gene Ontology annotation, cellular component: membrane. The transcript has 6 exons. The record is from RefSeq and is a predicted model, not a curated record.
AUGAAGGAAUACAUGAGAGGAAUUUUUCUGGUCACUUACGCUGGGCCUCUGGCUGCCAUUUCGUACUUCUUUGUAUGCGCAUCACGAGAGUUGGCCUACCACAACGCACCUGCAGUUGUAUUCUACGAAUCAAGGGCAUCUAUAAAUGGAGCACAAGAUAGUAGAAUUAGAAGAGAUUCACAUUCUACUGUAACAGCCGAUACGAGGAGCAACCGCGGCGACUACGAGCGCAACAGCCAGUACAGCCCCGAAAGUUUCAGGGAGCAGGAGAGCUGCCGCACCCGCUACGAGGUCCAGGAGUCCGAGCUGGACGUGACGAGGGAGAAACGGACGCAAAAAUACCUGGGAUCCAUUAUCACGAUGUACGCCAUCUGCGUGCUGCCCCUCAUGGUCAUGCGGCUGGCUAGAUUGGCUUUAGUUGAGACGUAUGAGAAUAGUCGCCAUUUUGACUACACUUAUGUCCUAUUUGUGUGGCUGGCAUUCCUACCAACUUGUCUAACUCCACCUAUGUUUGCUUGUUGGCAAAUGAGCCGGACGUCGAAGGAGCGCUUGAAGGGCUACUUUCGAUUCAGCAACCGUAAAAUGCGCCAAUCCAGCGAGACGGUGAUAACGACAGCGGGGGGAACCCCAUCGACAGCGCCCAGAUUCAAAUUCCUGCACGGAUCCCGGCAGCAAUUAGAGGAGAGGCUUUCGGACGGCACUAGCAGCAUCCAGCAGGAGAGCAAUUCGUCUUGAUGUUGAACUCCCAAAGCUAAGGCUUGCAGGACCGUCUCUACAAACUUAUUUCGCGUGGAGCAGUUAAUUUGAAAGGAUUCAGCAGAGGAAAAGAUUGAUAUUGGCCUGUGGCGAGGAAAACUUAGAACGUUAGCUUGGCUAAAUUUGAACAGACCGAUCGAUUAAAAGCAUAAGGUUGUUGAAGUACGAAUAUUUAGCGAGUUGUGGAUACAAUAACUGUAUUUUUGUAAAAAAUAAUUGCUAAUUUACGUAUUAGCUUUUUGUCACAGAAAAAAUGAAACAAGUUUAGAUUGGAAAGUGCCCAUAAGAACAAUGUAAAUACUAUUUAGCGCUAUUCUUGCAACAGUCGCGACCCAAAGCUUUUGAUAAUUUCGGAGCGGUUAGGCUUUUUCCG